AUGGAUAAUGUGCCGAUGAGUGCAGCCAGGGACCAACAAAGGCGUAGCCCCAACGCUACCUUGUCACCUAAAGUACGGCGCAAGCGACCUUCAGACGCGGAUGUCACUUCGGCUGCUGCUGGGACCGGAAAUGCCACCCAAAGCCCUUUGAGGAGAGAAGACGACUUCGUAUUGGUGUCUCCUCAGGCUAAGGCUAGUCAGACCAUUAGGGAAAUGUCUCAGGCGUUUACUCCUGGAGAUAUUGACAAGGUCGACCAUAUGCCAGGAUCGCCUGUGCGUACUCCGCUGAAAGGAAGUUUCAGCACUCCAACACGGAACCGGAGAUUUACCAACGAGGCGUCCGUGCCUUCGCUACCCGUGUCACCCUCAGAUAGUCGAGAAACCAGUGAGGAACCUAUGAUACCCAAAACUCCUCGCCAAACUCGCCAUUCUAGAGGAGGAAGUGAUGAUUCCGUGUCACGGAUUCCCGCUCCAAUCAAUCAAUCUCAUCUUGAUAUUGUGGACACACAAAGCCCACAUACACUGAAGGUGUACGAAGAUCCUCAGUCCCCAAAUAUUGAAGAAGUUGCCACUCAAAAUGACACAGCGCUUCAAGCGCCAAAGACGCCAAAAUUCCCGGCGAAAUCGAGGCCUCUUGAAGAAUUACCAUUAAACGAGCCUACAAGUGUUCCAAACCGUAAACAUGACCAACUUCCGGUCCAUACCCCACUACUGCAACCUAGCCCUAUCAUUACACCGUCUAGUGAAAAUUCGCACAGGCGAUGGAAAAAGGUUGAAGUCUCAGAACGACGAAGAAGCCUCAGUCCACGAUCAAAAGAUCCUGCAAAAGCUCAAGAUAUGAUUAUGCGUGGCUUGACCCGAAUUCGAGCGGGCGCCUUGGAUGUUCAUGGCUACAGGAAGUUCCAGACCUUGGUCAAGUACCAUGAACCUAUAUACAAGGAUGAAAAUAAGUACGAACAAAUAUUGAUGGCACUAUUGGAAGCACUGGAGACCCCUGAUGGAGAUAAGGGUGCUACAUCCGGUCGAUCACUCGACCUCAAGACGCAAGUGUUGGUGACCAUCCGCCUGAUGUUUGGCUUGAACCGGGAAUGCUUCGCGGCCUUUUACCCUCGGGCCAUAACAGCCAUUAUCACGGCGCGUAAACAUUACGAAAUGACCAACCAUAUUGUCAGCGGCUUAGAAGAGACGGCCGAAGACAUCGUGAGCGCUUGUGACCCUCCCGAAGUCAUAGAUGCAAUCCUGGACUUGCUUGAAACGGAGGAGAAAUCUAACGAAUGCUACAGAAUGGUUGCAAUGGGCAGUUAUAUCCUCAGUGGCUUGUUACGCCGGUUAAAUAACAAAAGAUUAUACCUUACACAAGCGGAGAUGGAACGACUUGGGAGAUUUGCAAAUCAAAACCUGAGGAGUACCCAGCCGGACGUUCGGCGAGCGAUUAUCGAGUUUUGCCCGGAAUUGUACGACAUGGUUGGGUCCGAGGACAAUUUUUGGUCAAUGGUCAAUUCGUCCGUUGAAGAUUUUCGGCCGCUGUUGACCUAUUAUAUCAUGCGGAGACCGGCUAAAGUCGGAUGA
Molecule: messenger RNA, 1569 nt
Organism: Uncinocarpus reesii 1704
Lineage: Eukaryota; Fungi; Ascomycota; Eurotiomycetes; Onygenales; Onygenaceae
Exons: 1
Coding region: 1-1569 (522 amino acids)
Source: RefSeq, a predicted model, not a curated record